GAAGAGUCCAGUGAAGUCCAGCUGACAGAGAAACAGGAUUUGCUCGUGUGCUGGUCGUGUCAGGUGGACUGUAGGUCUGUAAAGAGCUCUGCAGAAGUCCUGAGGUGGUGUAGUUUGUGAGUAGUUGACAGAUCGGUCAGUAGAGCGGGUUGUAAGAGUGGUCAUAUCUGCAGUCGUGCUGUCUCUGUAUGUAGUGAGGAGGCUCUGUAACUCAGGAAGAAUGCAGGUUGGUUUGUAUCUGCUGCUUGUGCUCCACAUUGCUGAAGGCUGCAAACUGAAAGAUAGAAAGUUUGAAGAGAUUACUGCACACAUAGGAGGGUCAGCCCUGCUGCCCUGUUACUGCACUGACCCACAAGCCACACCUGGAAGAUUUACCUGGAAGAAACCUAGAACAAACAUAGACAUAUUGGAAGAGAUGUCCAGUGAAAGGAUUCAGUACAGAGACAGAGUUCAGCUGGUUAAUGGUCACUCUCCAGGAAAUCUCUCUCUACUCAUAUCACUCCUGACUGAAGAGGAUGGAGGAUAUUACAGGUGUGAUUUGGAAAGUCGAUACACAGACAUCAAACUCACAGUUAAAGGCUGCACUCUGACCAACCUUAAGACAACAUUACCUAUCACAGCUCAUACAGGAGGGUCAGUACUGCUGCCCUGCUCCUGCGCUGAGCUACGUGCCAAACCCAAGACAUUCAGCUGGAAUAAAUACAUCAAUCCAAAUUGGGACAUGAUAACCUUUGAAAGUGGUCAGUACAGAGACAGAGUUCAGCUGGUUAAUGGUCACUCUCCAGGAAAUCUCUCUCUACUCAUAUCACACCUGACUGAAGAGGAUGGAGGAGUUUACAGGUGUGAUGCUCUGCCAAGUGGAUACACACUCAUCAGACUCACUGUUAAAGCUAAACCUAUGACUACUACAUCGCACUCAACCAAUCAAGCAACCCCCCAAUCAACCGGGAAGUCUGAUGGAACCAGUACUGUCAUUUCAACAACUUGUCCUUCACAACAAGAUGUAUCCAGUCCAUCAACCAAAGAGUUGAUCAUCUAUGCUACUGUGGGGGGCUUACUGCUGUUAAUGGUACUGAUUGGGGUCAUCUACUGGAGAUACAGAGCUAAAAGACAAGGGCAGAUGGAGGACAGUGAGAGAAAACCAGAAUGGAGAAGAGAUCAGGAGACACAGGAAAUAUCAAGAGAGCAAUGGACCACGCAGCCAACUCCCCAAGCUGAGUGAAGCCGAUGCAGGCGUCGAGACCGUAAACAAAGACGGGGAAGGUGAGGCAGACUAUGGGCUAAGCUAAGGUUUAUCCCGCACCGGACUUUGGUUCCCAGCAUUUUUCUCGCCAAUGUUCAAACAAAAUGGAUGAACUGCGACUCUGAGCUACUACACACAGAUGGAUCAGAGAGUGUGACAUUAUUGUUCUUACGGAGACGUGAUUGAACGGGGAUUUCCCGAGCGGUGCACUGAAGCUGGAGGGAUGCAGUGUGUUCAGUGUGGACAGAGUGGCUGAGGACUCCGAGCACACAGUUGUAUCGUUACCACAGCCUACAUCCCUCCUGAUGCUAAUGCUAAGCUAUCUAUGUACAGCAAUUGACAAACAACAAACUGCACACCCUGAUGGACUUUUUAUUGUUGCUGGGGACUUCAAUCACUCUAAUUUGCAAUCUGUGCUGCCAAAAUUCCACCAGAAUGUUUCCUACUUGACCAAAGGAGACCAAACUCUAGAUCAUGUCUACACAAACAUUGCAGAUUCAUAUAAGGCUGCCCCCCUUCCCCACCUGGGUCAGUCUGAUCACAUCAUUGUUUCUGCUCCCACUCAGCAAACAUGUGAAAACAUCUACAAAGACUGUUAAAGUGUGGCCAGAAGGGGCCGUCUCCUCUCUACAGCAUCAGUUUCAGAACAGUGAUUGGACUAUGUUCUGCCCUGAAGGCCCUACAGACUCUCACAUGGACUUGGACGCAUACACCUCAGCUGUAAUGAGUUAUAUCAACUCAUGUAUUGACAAUGUCACCUCUGUCAAGCAGCUAAAAAAUCUUUCCAAAUCAGAAACCUUGGAUGAAUGCUGAGGUUCGGCUACUUCUGAAGGCACACGACGCUGCUUUCAGAUCUGGUGAUGCAGAGGCUUACAGCUCAGCCAAGGCAGUCCUGAAGAAGGACAUUAGGAAAGCCUAACAUGCCUUCAAACUCUCUGUUGAAGAGAACUUCCACAACUCCAACCCCCACCGCAUGUGGAAGGACAUCCAGACUUUGACGGACCAUAAACCACCCCCACUGACCCCCCUCCAGCCAGCAGUGCCUCUCUCUCAGACCUGCUUAAUUCAUUAUUAAUAUUAUUAAUAAUGAUGAUUAAUAACUGGUUCUACACUCGUGUCGAUCAGGGCAUUUCUGAAGACAACACAUAGGGUCUACUACCUCACAACGUCACCCCCCCACACUCUCUCCAGCGGAGGCAUGUUCAGUACUGACCAGAGUAAAUGCAUGUAAAGCUGCCGGCCCAGAUGGCAUGACAAGCGUAGUGCAAUUAAACAGAUCAGCGUUAUGUUCAUCAGACCACAAAGCAGCACAAAGCAAGUAGUGUUUGUGUGUGUGUGUUUGUGUGUGUGUGUGUGUGUGUGUGUGUGUGCGUGUGAGUGAGUGAAAAGCGAGCGAUAGAUAAGAUGUGAGUAGAGGGGAGAGAGAGUACAAGACAAAAAAAUAGAGGCUGAUAGACAGACAGUAUAUGCUGUAUUUGGUUUACCAAGUCAGUAGCUGUAUGCAGCAUGUCUUUUACAGUGUCUACCUCAUUAUACUCAGCAGUCUUCAGUGACCUCUUUCACAAGUGUUCUGCAAAAAAAGGUAGGACACUGUCACUGGGGCAGUACCCUUCUUGUCACUGGGGUGGGACCCUCAGGGGUACAUCUCUGUACCUUUAGUCAGGGAACAUAACUGUACCAGA
Pygocentrus nattereri (red-bellied piranha) is the source of this 2925-nucleotide messenger RNA. RefSeq lists its product as uncharacterized. Gene Ontology annotation, biological process: T cell costimulation; cell surface receptor signaling pathway; immune response. The coding region runs from base 221 to 1222 and encodes 333 amino acids. The transcript has 8 exons. Gene Ontology annotation, cellular component: external side of plasma membrane. The record is from RefSeq and is a predicted model, not a curated record. Lineage: Eukaryota; Metazoa; Chordata; Actinopteri; Characiformes; Serrasalmidae.